UAAUCACACCUCAACUAACACUCUUUUUUAUUUUUCCUAACUAUAUAAAUUUCUCCAUUCCUCACAACUAUAACUACAUGUGAUCAAGAAUAUUCCCAUCCUAUCAAAAUAAAAACAAAAUGGCUGAGCCGGCCGAGUCGACUCACGAGUCACCCGAGAGCAAGAAGAAGAGCGGAAACAAGCACCCGGUUUACAGAGGGGUGAGAAUGCGGAGCUGGGGGAAAUGGGUCUCCGAGAUCCGCCAGCCGCGGAAGAAGUCCCGCAUUUGGCUCGGGACUUAUCCCACGGCGGAGAUGGCGGCGCGGGCCCACGACGUGGCGGCCGCGUGCAUCAAGGGCGACUCGGCGAUCCUCAACUUCCCCCAGCUCACCGAGUCGCUGCCGCGGCCCGACUCGCUCUCGCCCCGCGACGUCCAGGCCGCCGCAGCGAAGGCGGCGGCAAUGGAGGACCUCGGCGGCGCAUUGGCCUCCUCUUGCUCCCCGUCUUCGUCGACGGUGACAUCCGCCGCCGGCGAGGGGUCGGAGGAGCUGGGGGAGAUCAUUGAGUUGCCGAGUUUGGAGGGGAGCUACGAGUCGACCGAGUCGGGAGGCGAGUUGGCGGUGGUUGACUCGGCGGAGGGGUGGCUGCAGCCGCCGUGGUGGGAGUUGGAUAAGAGCGUUUAUGACUAUUUCUACGACGAAAUUGGCGGUGGUGGGAGCUUGAUCUCAGUCAGCUAUGAGAAUCUUAAGUGGACUUGCUAAUCUUAGUAGGUGUGCCUUAUGCUUUGGUACUUGUACAUUCUUGUAUUUUAUUAUCAAAAUUUCUAUAUUGUUUAUAUCACUCAUUUUUCGAUCUUUUUUCAUUACUCUUCUUAAUUUUUCUAGCUAGUUUCGAGUGGAUUAGUAUUUACUUGGUCAUUUACUAAUUUUGUCUAUAUGAGUGUAUAUUUUUCUCUAUUUUUAAUGAAUAAUUAGUACGUAUUUGUUUGGUUGGUUUA
Messenger RNA from Salvia splendens (bonfire salvia), 976 nucleotides. RefSeq names its product ethylene-responsive transcription factor TINY. Gene Ontology annotation, biological process: regulation of DNA-templated transcription. Lineage: Eukaryota; Viridiplantae; Streptophyta; Magnoliopsida; Lamiales; Lamiaceae. The record is from RefSeq and is a predicted model, not a curated record. Bases 120 to 740 code for a protein of 206 amino acids. The transcript has a single exon. Gene Ontology annotation, molecular function: DNA binding; DNA-binding transcription factor activity.